Messenger RNA from Cyanistes caeruleus (blue tit), 2196 nucleotides. NCBI's taxonomy places the organism in Eukaryota, Metazoa, Chordata, Aves, Passeriformes, Paridae. The record is from RefSeq and is a predicted model, not a curated record.
UUUCGAGAACUCCAUGCUGCACUGCCUCCAGGGCCGGGCCGCCCCCAUCCCCGUCCGGGCACCCAGCGCAGAGCUGCUGGAGGACCUGUCCGAGAGCCGGGAGUGCGUCAACUGCGGCUCCAUCCAGACCCCGCUGUGGAGGAGGGACGGCACCGGAAACUACCUGUGCAACGCCUGUGGGCUCUACACCAAAAUGAACGGCCUCAGCCGGCCCCUCAUCAAACCCCAGAAGAGAGUGCCUUCGUCGCGGCGGAUGGGCUUGUCCUGUGCCAACUGCCACACCACGACCACCACCCUGUGGCGCAGGAACGCCGAGGGCGAGCCCGUCUGCAACGCCUGCGGCCUCUACAUGAAGCUCCAUGGGGUUCCUCGGCCUCUUGCUAUGAAAAAAGAAGGAAUUCAGACGAGGAAGCGAAAACCUAAGAAUAUAAAUAAAUCAAAGGCAUGCUCUGGUAACAGUACUACUGCAGUUCCUAUGACUCCGACAUCCACGUCUUCUACGAACUCAGAUGACUGUAGCAAAACUGCUUCUCCCGGCGCACAGACCGCAGCCUCCGGGGCGAGCUCGUCGGUGAUGUCUGGCCCAGGAGAGAGCACCAGUCCCGAAAGCAGCAGCCUUAAGUAUUCAGGUCAAGAUGGGCUGUACACAGGAGUCAGCCUGACCUCCACAGCCGAAGUGACAGCAUCUGUGAGACAGGAUCCCUGGUGUGCCCUGGCUCUGGCGUGACCUGGUGUGAGGGAAGCUGGAUCCUGGCAGCCCCCAGACAUCUACGCAGUUUCCUCUGUGGAGCGGUCGCAGUGGCAGUGAGAGUGCUGGCAAAGACCAUUCCUCUGAAACAGUUUGUGAGCCUUGGUGGCAGAGGUGUUUCUCUACUUCCAAAAGUGGCUUUGCCGAAGCAUCCAGUUCCUCAUCUAUGCAAGAAAAAUGUAUGGAAAGCAAAUGACCACCGGGGAUAGCUAAUGCAGCCUCACACUCUCAAAAAACCCUUCAAACCCCUCCCACCAAAAACAAACAAACAAACAAACAAAAAAAAACCAAAAAAAAAAGAAAAGAAAAAGAAAAAACAACAAGAAAAAAGAAGAGAUAAACCCACACCUAUUGAUAGAUUCCAGAAAUACAUCCUUGACUUACCCAGCAGUGCUGCCUUUCUGAUUGUAUAGUUGUUUUUACUCUCUCAUCGCCUUUUCCCCUAAGAAUUUGGUGGAAGUUGUCAGUGUUGGGGAGGGAGUAGCAAAGACUUUAAUUACCAGAGAUAGUGAGAUACUUUUUAAUGAGUGUCAGACGUGCUUACAGCUUGAGUUGACGCAGACUUCUCGCACCGAGCAUUUGAUGUCUUCGCCCUGUCAGACCUCUCCUUCUGUGCUCUCCAUCUUCAGCGUGCCUCGCUCUGCUCCUCAGAGCCUAGCAAUGUCCCUGGAAGAAAUCACAAUGUUUGGUACAAGUCCCACAAGGUCCAGCUGGUUAAGGAGAUUUUGGGAUUGGUGUUUUUUGGUUUAAGAUAUUUACUCACUUUUCAAGACUGCGAUAUAACUUUUAAAGUACACUGUGACUGAGAUUUAUGAAAGUCCGUAUUUCCUGGCUGAACUGUAUAGAGUCAGUCAAAAUUUGUAAACAGGGUAGCAAUCAGAUAUUUUUCUUCCAUAUAUACAAUAAUUUUUUUAAAGAAGUGCAAUUUGCGUUGCAGCAAUCAGUGUUAAAUCAUUUGCAUAAGAUUUAACAACGGUUUUUAUAUGAAUGAAUGAAUGUAAACAUUUUAACUUAAUGGUACGUAAAUAAUUUAAGAGAAAAACUGAACUAGGCAUCCUUAGGCUUUUUAGAGCAACAAAAAUGCAUCCACUUUCUGUAUUUCCAGUUUUUAAAGCAAGAGUUUCAAAGAACAAGCCUUCUCUCAGGAAAAUUGCCCUAGCCAUUUGCUCCGAAGUGUUGUACAAAAAUGCAAAUGCAUCCCCAAGGGGUUUUUUUGCCAUUGAAUAAGUGUGUGGUGGAAAGAAACAAAUUGCAAUGAAAUUUUACUACCUAACUGAUACAUAUGUAAAUACUACAGAAGAUAUCUAGGCAUCUUGAAAAUGUAGGAUGCAAUCUGUAUAGUGUGACUGAUGCAUAGUUAGGUUGGUUUUCAUUGGUUUUUUAAAUGGGAUGUCAUUUGGAAAGUUGUUUCAUCAGAGCUUUACAAAUAAAAGGGUAUCAUUUUAGGA